Molecule: messenger RNA, 1415 nt
Organism: Ctenocephalides felis (cat flea)
Lineage: Eukaryota; Metazoa; Arthropoda; Insecta; Siphonaptera; Pulicidae
Gene: Pyroxd1
Product: pyridine nucleotide-disulfide oxidoreductase domain-containing protein 1
Exons: 1
Coding region: 18-1415 (465 amino acids)
Molecular function (GO): oxidoreductase activity; flavin adenine dinucleotide binding
Source: RefSeq, a predicted model, not a curated record
AAGUUUAAAUUUCAUCAAUGAGUAGUGCUACGUUUCUCAUAAUCGGGGGAGGUAUAGCUGGUGUGUCAUGUGCUGAAACUCUAGCUUAUUUAUGUCCAAAUAAGUCUAUCAUCUUAUUAACACAAUCACCUCUUAUUAAAGCAGUUACCAAUUUAGUUUGUUUAGGAAAAUGCAUAACGACUUUUGAUGUAGAGGAAAAACAUGCUAAAGAUGUAUUUUCAUCCAAAAGUUUAGUAAAUAUUGUUAAUGAUAAGCUUCAUUAUGUCUGUACACAAUCAAGGUAUGUCCUAUGUGCAAGUGGCCUGAAAAUUAAUUUUGAAUAUAUAUGCAUAUGCACUGGAGCAAGGCCAAAAAUCAUACCCCAAGCUGUUGGCCAUGAACGUGUACUAACAAUUAGAGAUACAGAAUCUGUUAAAGAUUUUCAAAAGCUUCUCAAUAAUGCUCGAAAAAUUGUUAUUGCUGGUAAUGGAGGAAUAGCUACAGAACUGGCUUAUGAAUUAAAAGGCAUCGAAAUUGAUUGGGUUAUAAAAGAUAAACAUAUUACUGCAACAUUUGUAGAUCCUGGUGCUGCACAAUUUUUUCAAUCAAAAUUGAAUGAUAAAUCUUUUAAUGAAAGUGAAAACAAUGCAGUUAUAAAACGAAUGAGAUAUUAUGAGGAUGGUGAAAGUAGUAGUAGUGGAGCUGCAUUAGGGCCUGAUUGGCACAAUUUAUUAAAUUUAACACCAUCAAAUCCGCUGCCUGGUACAGUCACUGUACAUUUUGAAACAGAAAUUUCUCAGAUUGAAAAUUCUAAGGAUGAAUGGCCAUGUUAUGUAAUAUUAAAUAACAAUAAGAAAAUUGGAUGUGAUAUCAUAGUAUCUGCUACUGGUGUUAUACCCGAGAUGUCUUUUGACUGGGAUGUGAUACCUGAAUUAGGUAUUGAUGGUGGAAUUUCAGUAAAUGAAUUGAUGGAAACCAGUUUGAUGAAUGUAUAUGCAGCUGGAGAUGUCUGUUCUGCCAACUGGAAUUCUUCAGAUCAUUGGUUCCAAAUGAGAUUGUGGUCUCAGGCUAGACAAAUGGGUGCCCAGGCUGCUAAAUCGAUGGUAGCUAAAAUAAACCAUGAAAGCAUUUUACCAGAUUUCUGCUUUGAAAUGUUCUCUCACGUGACAAAGCUAUUUGGAUAUAAAGUAGUUCUUUUAGGAAAGUACAAUGGGCAAGGCUUAGGAAAUAAAUAUGAAGCGAUUGUAAGAGUUACAAAAGAUGUUGAAUAUAUUAAAUUAGUUUUGUCAAAUGGUAAAUUGCAAGGCGCUGUUAUGAUUGGAGAAGUUGGAUUAGAAGAAACUUUUGAAAAUCUUAUUUUAAAUCAACUGGAUAUCAGCAUGUACGGAGAAGAUAUACUAAACCCCGAUAUUGAUAUAGAAGAUUAUUUUGAUUAG